AUGUGUUUAAAUACCAGCUAUUUAUACAAUAAAGAUAAUCGGGAUAGUGAAUUUACUCAACAAUUUGUACGUUUAUGUAAAUUAUUACCUCAAAUGACAAAUGUCAAACCAACAUCAUCAUCAUCAUCAUCAUCGUCGUCGUCUAUGCAAACAAUCGGUAAUAAAACUGAUAUUCUAAAUUUACUACGAUUUUAUAAACAAACUAAUAAACAAUGGUUACAACCAAAGAAAUCCAUCGAAUUGAAUACAAAUUUACAUGUUGGUCUACAUGAUUCAUUAGUUCAUUUAAUUCAUAAUGAUGAUGAUAAUAAUGAUUAUGCCGACAUAACUAGUGCAACAACAUUUAAUGAAGCUAUUUUCAAAGCAUCUAUUGAAUGUUAAAAUGCUGAUACACUACCUAAGCAUCGUCAACUUUACUGGAUUGAAUUAUUUGAAAGAGUAUGAGGAAGGCAGUAAAGGAAAAUCAAUUUAAAGGAGAAAAUAAAGUUUAACUAAAAUCAUACAUCUAAAGAUACUACUUAUUUACUUAUUAUCAAAUGAACAUACUAUGAUAUUUACAAACAUGUAAAUAACAUUUAAUGCUGUAUUCUAUUUAUCAUAGUUCUUGUUUCUAUAAAAAGAUUAUGAAAAGA
This is a messenger RNA of Schistosoma haematobium, 632 nucleotides long. Its product is annotated as RNA polymerase II associated protein 1. The transcript is spliced from 2 exons. Lineage: Eukaryota; Metazoa; Platyhelminthes; Trematoda; Strigeidida; Schistosomatidae. Bases 1 to 381 code for a protein of 126 amino acids. The record is from RefSeq and is a predicted model, not a curated record.